Debaryomyces fabryi is the source of this 1977-nucleotide messenger RNA. RefSeq lists its product as uncharacterized. Gene Ontology annotation, molecular function: transcription cis-regulatory region binding; metal ion binding. NCBI's taxonomy places the organism in Eukaryota, Fungi, Ascomycota, Pichiomycetes, Serinales, Debaryomycetaceae. The record is from RefSeq and is a predicted model, not a curated record. Bases 1 to 1977 code for a protein of 658 amino acids. The transcript has a single exon. Gene Ontology annotation, biological process: positive regulation of transcription by RNA polymerase II.
AUGAGUACUAAUAAUAAAGACGUGAAUGUGUCAUUGACACCUAAGAUUGAUUCCAAUACAUCCAACAGAGGGUAUGUUGGAGAUAAUUCUAAGGAGGCAUUGAAAAAGAAAAAGGGUCAACACGCUAAGGCAAAACCCAAGCAAAAAGUAAAAUAUAGCAACGAGUAUGGUAUAUUGAAUGAUGAUUUUUCACAGAAGAUAGAGAAUCAAAUUAAGAAUGGCAAGCAACUUAAUGGUACGAAUAGGAAAAAUCAAAUUUCCAUUAACCAUUUGUUGGAAUUCCAGUCGUACAAAGACCUGAAGGAAUAUCAAAGUCGCCAUUCGAAAUCGAAACGAAGAAACAGUAAUAAUCUGUCAAGAUCAGCUAAUUCUCAUGGAAGCAGGUCAAAAGAUUAUUAUUAUUCGAAGGUACAUUUAAAAGGAAUGUCGUUUAUUAAUGUAAACUACAAAUUUGUGGUUGACUAUAGAAAUGAUUACAAAUCUCAACAGUUAGAUCCUAAUGUGCCUAUUGAUACGAAAGAUAUUUUGCGAAUUAUUGUGCCAAAGGGUAAUUCUUGCCCGAUUUGCUUGUCUGAUGAGCCUGUAGCGCCUAGAAUGAUUACAUCUUGUGGUCAUAUUUUGUGCUUGACUUGUCUCUUAUCGUUACUAGAGAGUGAGGUUCCUGUUUUCAAGAAAAGAGAAAAUACAGCUGUUGUUGAAAAGUAUCGUGAUUGUCCAUUAUGUUUUUCCGUUAUACGCAAGAAUGAGAUUAAACCGGUAUUGAUUAAUAAUAUAGAUGAGAGGUUUGAGGUUCCUAAGGUAAACGAUGAAGUUGUAUUGACUUUAAUGGUACGCCCGCAUGAUAAAGUGUUGGCUUUACCUAGUAGCCAUAAAGAAUAUCAUGAAGUAAUUGACAGUUUUCCGUGGGUAAACCAAUCAGUUCUGGAUGUGCCUGACUUUGGACAAUUCCUGAGAAUUUUCAAAGGAGACCUACAUUACUUACUUCAUAUGUAUGAAAUGGAGAAGCAGACAAUAUUAGCCGCAUACGAAGAAGAAAAGCUCCUUUAUAAUGACGAUGGUAAGUUCACAAAGUUGGCAAUAGCUAAUAUUGAUGAAGAUAUUGUAAAAUGGAAAGCCUAUUAUGAAGACAUAGACGGAAAAUCAUCCAAAUACAUAGGAGAUCAUCGUUCCAAAAGUAAAGAAUUGGAUUCGGCAAAUUCAUAUUUCUAUUACCAAACCGGUUUCAAUGCAUCGUCGACAUAUGUAUUAUCUCCAUUAGACAUGAAAGUAUUGAAAACGAACAAUAAUAAUGAUUAUACUCAUUUACCAUCUUCGAUCGUGACAAAAAUUGAGAAUAUAAGGUAUGAAGAAUUGGCACCCGAAUCUUCAAUAACAAAGUACAAAUAUUUAUCGCAUCUACCAUUGGGGACAACUAUUGGGUUCUUGGAAUGUAACUGGUCACAAAAUGAAUUCAUUAGCCCCGAGACUUGGCAAACGUAUAAAAACGAUUUGCUUAAGAGAACAAAGAAUUCAAGCAAGAAAUUCCGUAAGGAAGAAAAAGACAGAAAAAGGGCCAUGAAUGAAGAGGAGAUUAGGACCAGAAAUUUCUUUGAACGGGAAAACAAUGGAAGUAACGAUUUGGAUGAAUACUAUGAUUCUCAAAUUGAUCGUGGAAACUUCGGGAGCUUAAGUAUUAUUGAUCACCGUGAAUUACCAUCACUUUCUUCAGAAGCUGUGUUAGAUUCCAGCAAUAAUAAGGAAAUAAGCAGCGACUCUUCUGUUGGUGAUUAUCAAACUACAAUUUGGGGUACGAAGAUACCUAAGGCCGAAGUUGUACAUGAUGAUUCUGAUAGUGACGAUUGGGAUGCAGAAGAGAUGAUCAGAAAAGCAAAGGAGGAAAUUAAUAGACAAGAAACCAAUAAUGGGAAAGGAAAGGGGAAGCAAAAAAAGAAGAAGAAACUUGUUCUCCUUUCAUCUAACUCUAAUUGGCAAAUGUAA